This is a messenger RNA of Lepus europaeus (European hare), 2120 nucleotides long. It is a transcript of the gene ICMT, whose product is annotated as isoprenylcysteine carboxyl methyltransferase. Gene Ontology annotation, molecular function: protein C-terminal S-isoprenylcysteine carboxyl O-methyltransferase activity. Gene Ontology annotation, cellular component: endoplasmic reticulum; membrane. Bases 7 to 861 code for a protein of 284 amino acids. Lineage: Eukaryota; Metazoa; Chordata; Mammalia; Lagomorpha; Leporidae. The record is from RefSeq and is a predicted model, not a curated record. The transcript has 5 exons. Gene Ontology annotation, biological process: C-terminal protein methylation.
UGCGCCAUGGCGGGCUGCGCGGCGCGGGCUCCGCCGGGCUCCGAGGCGCGCCUCAGCCUCGCCACCUUCCUGCUGGGCGCCUCGGUGCUCGCGCUGCCGCUGCUCACGCGCGCCGGCCUGCAGGGCCGCACCGGGCUGGCGCUCUACGUGGCCGGGCUCAACGCGCUGCUGCUGCUGCUCUACCGGCCGCCGCGCUACCAGAUAGCCAUCCGGGCUUGCUUCCUCGGCUUUGUGUUCGGCUGCGGCGUGCUGCUAAGUUUCAGCCAGUCCUCCUGGAAUCACUUUGGCUGGUACGUGUGUUCCCUGUCGCUGUUCCACUACUCGGAGUACUUGGUGACCGCUGUCAACAACCCCAAGAGCCUGUCCCUGGACUCCUUCCUCCUGAACCACAGCCUGGAGUACACGGUGGCCGCGCUCUCCUCCUGGAUCGAGUUCACCCUGGAGAAUAUCUUCUGGCCAGAGCUGAAGCAGAUCACCUGGGUCAGCGCCACGGGGCUGCUGAUGGUGGUCUUCGGAGAAUGCCUGAGGAAAGCGGCCAUGUUCACCGCCGGCUCCAACUUCAACCACGUGGUGCAGAAUGAAAAGUCGGACACGCACACUCUGGUGACGAGCGGGGUGUACGCCUGGUUCCGGCACCCCUCCUACGUCGGGUGGUUCUACUGGAGCAUCGGGACCCAGGUGAUGCUGUGCAACCCCAUCUGUGGUGUCGUCUACGCCCUGACCGUGUGGCGCUUCUUCCGCGACCGAACAGAAGAAGAGGAGAUCUCCUUAAUCCACUUUUUCGGCGAGGAGUACCUGGAGUAUAAGAAGAGGGUGCCCACGGGGCUGCCUUUCAUACAGGGGGUGAAGGUGGAGCUAUGACGGGCGGGCUCAGGAGGACCGAGGGGCCGCUGCCCGGCCGGCUGCCGUGGACCGGAUUUUCUUAAUCGUUUUAUAUGCCACCAAUUACUCUUCUGGAACAUCCCUCGAGACCAAGAGGUCAGCAGCCUUAGGACCAAAGGACCCCCGGAGCAGCCCGUCCCGUGCCGAGUCCAGGCGGGGCGCAGAUCCGGGUGGGCAGGAGCCGAUCUCAGCAAUAUUCUGCAGCACCGCCUCCGGUGUGGCCCGUGAGGACCUAGGCCCGCGCCGGGCCCGCGCCGGGGCCGGGCCGGGCGGCUGAGUGACAGCCAGGACCGCGGAGGCGGGCUCUCUCCCGGAGCGUGCAUUUACUGCCUUUCCCGUAACCACACACAGCACAGCUUUAACCUCUCCUCUGUCCUUCCGCGCAUGAGCAUCCCGACGGGUUUAAACUCCCUCAUCGGGCGCUUCUGCUCUUCACGUAUUUAGUCGUCUUUACGUAUCUAUCUUUAUGACUGGCAGUGCGAAUCCAGAGGGGCUCCCGGUGGUUCGGCUCCAGCAUUUCUCUGGCAGCCGUAAGCCCCGGCGCCGGGUGUGGUGUUGUGCGACCACAGCGCCUGCCGUCCUGUUCUUGGGGGCGGUGGCUCGAAGCUGGGUCGCCUUUUCCUGUACCCAAGGAGAGCUUGCCGAACGCCUGCUCUAUGCAGGACACCGGGAAGUGCUGGGAGAUACUGCCCUCCAUUUUUUAUUUUGGAUUUUAUUCUCAACCAUUACUUAACAUAUUUUGUGUCUCGGUGUAAAAUCAGUUAACUAUUUUCGACAUUCUGUCUCAGAAUCGCAUCGUCCGUAACGCCAUUUCAGACUGUCUUUUCCAAAGGGGGCGGAGCCUGCACAGCUACAGACUGAAGCAGCUGACUGACGGCUUCGGUCCACAGAGCAGGUGAUGGCGGCAGCUGGGGUCCACUCGGUGCCGCGGGCGGGGCGGGGCGGGUGGUCGGCUUCAUCUGGUUCUUUCUGGACUGGGCAGGAGCCUGGUCUCCCCGGGAGAUCCUCCCGAGUGCUGCCUGGCCACGUGCCACACGGCUAGUGCGGGGCCACCAAGCUCUCCCUGCUCAGACCCCAUCUGUAGAGUGGGGUCGGCACCACCUACCUCACAGGGUGUGGUGAGGACCGGGCGGACAACGUCAGUGACAUCUGCGCUGUGUGAGUUACCUGUGCCAGAUACCUAAGCUGUGUGUUCAAGAGCGCGUGUUACCAACUUGGAAAUAUCACUUAUUUCUAGA